Messenger RNA from Kockovaella imperatae, 1279 nucleotides. RefSeq lists its product as hypothetical. The transcript has 5 exons. The record is from RefSeq and is a predicted model, not a curated record. Lineage: Eukaryota; Fungi; Basidiomycota; Tremellomycetes; Tremellales; Cuniculitremaceae. The coding region runs from base 68 to 1261 and encodes 397 amino acids.
AUCAUAAUCUAAUCUUUCUGAUCUGGAAUUUCAAAGAUCCACCACCUUUUCAUAGCAUAUCUCUUCGAUGAUCCUCCGCAGGCUGCUGCAUGGCUCUCGGCCGCCAUCCAUACGGUCUAGCACUAUCUUCUCCCCCAAUGAGACCGUCUUGAAGGAGGUUUUGGACCAUUUAGGGUCGAGAAACUCGACUAUUCUCUUUCUCCUGUCUACCUCCUUGCCCACCUCCUCACUCGAGCCUUUCCUGCGUGUAUUGAACUCGCAUUGUCCUUCAUCCAUCGGAUCAUUCUCUAUUGCUGCCCCUGGUCAAGCACCCAGCAUCUCCAUCGCCUCCUUCUCGAGCGGAUCUUCGACGUUUCAAACCUCCCUGUCGGGCAGGAGCGAUCCCGAAGUUGGGAGAUGGCAUCGGCCUCGGAAAGUCGAGCGUGAAGAUCUCAAAGGCUUAGACGUCGGAGAGAUCACGGCUAUAGAGAGUCAGGACGGCUGGGCAGGUGUGUGGAAUGCAGAAAAGGAUGUCUCGACCAUUCCAGAGCUGGAACAUUCUCGUGCUAAAUCGUUCUUGGUCUUGAGCGACAAUCACCCCGAUCCAGUCGUACAAGCCAUAAAUGGCGCUGUUCCAUCUGCAUCGGCUGUCGGACUUAUGACGGCACAAACGCCUUUCAUCACUGGUCGACCACAUACCCUGUUCCAUAACGGUCAGAUCCUCUCAUCUGGGUCGGUCGGUAUCGCAAUAGAGGAAAAACUAUCCACAGAUAUAGAUUAUCGUCUUGAGCCAUUGACCGAAGUCUUUCCCGUAUCCCGGGCCCAGGGCAAUCUCCUCCUGAACAUCGACGAUGGUGGCGAGGGAAACCCGGCUAGGACUCUCAUCAACGCUCUUCAUCGACACAAGGGUCGGACAGGCAUCACAAAGGAAGAAGAAUGGUUCUUGUCGAUCCACUCGGAUGGCUCUGGCGAGCCAGAUAAUGUGGUGAAGAUCCUGAGUGGAGAUCCCAGCCGGGGCGUCUUGUCAUUGGAGACUGAGAUCUCACUCAGAAAAGGUCAAAGUGUUCAGUUCCUACAUCGGACCCAAGCGAUCGAGACCUCGGAACCAAGAGCUGGUGUGCUAGCCUUCGCGACGCUGCAUCGAGAUCACCACAGUGUCGCGAGCGAGGUCUCUGCAGGGGAUGCUCGGGUAGUGGACGGGUUCGUCGGUCACGGCGAAGAUGGGAUCAUCCAUGGGCAGUCAAUCUGCAAGGUACCGGGCGCCAUAGUGUCGGCCAAAUAGGUACCCAGAUCAUCAUAG